Molecule: messenger RNA, 1320 nt
Organism: Fibroporia radiculosa
Lineage: Eukaryota; Fungi; Basidiomycota; Agaricomycetes; Polyporales; Fibroporiaceae
Exons: 7
Coding region: 1-1320 (439 amino acids)
Biological process (GO): protein import into nucleus; RNA export from nucleus; post-transcriptional tethering of RNA polymerase II gene DNA at nuclear periphery
Cellular component (GO): nuclear pore cytoplasmic filaments; nuclear pore
Molecular function (GO): structural constituent of nuclear pore
Source: RefSeq, a predicted model, not a curated record
AUGUUUAAUAACGCCAUAUCAUCGUCGUGGGCCAAUCCACAGCAAAAUCAGCAGCCCCAGCAGCAGCCGAGUGCUUUUGGCCAGCCGUCUACGUUCGGGACCGGGACUUUCGGCUCCACUACGUUUGGUCAGACACAGCCACAACAACAGCAGCCCCAACAGUCACAGCAACAACCGCAGGCAAACCCAAUGUUCGGUAACUUAGGCGGUACGACAUCGGGUACGACACCAAGCACCGGGUUCGGUGCCUUCAGUAAUGUAAACGCGGGUCCUUCGGGUGGUCUGUUUGGGCAACCAAAGCCAGCUACCGGCUUCGGUGCAUUUGGCGGCAGUCCCUCUACUUUCGGCAGUACUGGCACAGGUGCAUUUGGCGCGACAAAUACUGCAGGAACUCCUGCUGCUAGUACUGGUUUGUUUGGCACUCAGCCAUCAACCAGCACUGGAGGAGCGUUCGGCGGGAGUACGUUGUUUGGUGGGAGCAAGCCUGCAGCUGGUUUUGGAGCGCCUGCAACUGGUACAGAUGCCGCCGUCGCUCCUGUAACUACAGGGACUGCGAAUCCGCCUUACUCUGUGUACUCAGAGAAAGAUACAGCAAAUGCGUCCGUAACCUUGCAAUAUCAGAGUAUCACAUGUAUGCCACAGUAUCGUGGUUCUUCAUUCGAGGAGCUGCGCUGGCAGGAUUACCAACAGGGCCGUAAAACUGCAGGUGCCUUUGGUCAAAGCACAUUCGGAGCUCCCGCUCAGUCGAACACUGGGAUUUUCGGCCAACCAGCUACUCAAACGGCAGCACCUGCAAGUAAUCCAAUGUUCGGCAACUUUGGGAAUAACAACGCGAGUACGACUCCCGCCGCGGGUACAGGCUUUGGUGCAUUUGGACAGCCCAGUAAUACGCAAGGCACUUCUGGUAGUCUUUUCGGAGGAACUGGCGCAUUUGGGCAGCCACAAUCUCAACAACAGCAACAGCAACAGCAACAACAGCCGCAGACCGGGUUCGGUGCCUUUGGGGCAACUCAGCAGCAGCCUCAGCAAAACACGGGUGGCUUGUUCGGAAACAGUGCAUUCGGUGCAAAUCCUAGUCAACCCAAAACUGGAUUCGGCGCCUUUAGCGGAGGGACAUUCGGAAAUACAGGUACCGGCGCUUUCGGGCAGCCACAAAGUCAGCCACAGGGUGCCACUUCCACCCCAGGCAUCUUUGGUCAACCACAGCAGCCACAACAAGGCACGGGUGCAUUUGGCGCGUUGGGCGGCACCAACACUAACGCACCCAAACCAUCCCUGUUUGGCAAUACACAGCAGCCUCAACAGACUGACGGGAGGUAG